AGUUUGCCAAGUGUGAGUGUUUUGGAAACAUAGUUGAGACUUAUUUGUGUGUGGUGGGAGGCAGCGGUGCAGACCAGCUUCCACCCGAUGGUCUUUUUUUAAACCUUCAACGCCGGGCGAGACAUACAUAUCUAAACAUGGACCAAUAUAACGAGUAUUCCUAAGAAAUGUGCCAGUAUUAGUUAUUUGUCUACCCAUAUCAGUAGCUAACGGUUUCACUAUGCCCGAUGGACAGUGUUCUUUGAAGCUUGGCAGUUCCUGAUGCAGGCCUAUUUUUUUCGAUCUGGAAAUUUCUUGACGGGAAACCAAGAUUGGGCAGCUUGGCUAGCUAUCCCAGUAUUACCCUUUUCGCUGCAUCCCCGACUCAAAUGAUGCGGGUUAUGUCGUUGCAUUGAUUUUGCAUGACCAUAUAAUCUACUUUUAGCUUUUUUUUAUUCAAACAGUAUAUUUUAUGGGAUUAGCGGUAAAUCAGAAACAAAUAUGGUGAAUUGGAGGCGGCUGCUGCGGGUAUCGAACCGCUCCUUUUUGGCCUUAAUUUUUUUCUUCUCCAUGUCUACGACGUGUCUCUACUUCAUAUAUGUUGCUCCUGGGAUAGUGCGUCUCAUCGCUAGCUGCUGCUGGGAGUUAAACCGUGGCAUUGGGCCGGUGACAGCGAAGGUUGUUCCUUUCUGGCCAAGAGGCUGAGGGAGAGAGAGCUCUAAUGCUGAUGACCCAACACCUACUUCUUCAUGGUGCAGGCCCAGGGUAUCAUGUUGAGGGAUAACGUGAGGACUAUUGGCCAGAUGAUCAGACUCUACACCAAUAAGAACAGUACCCUCAACGGCACAGAUUACCCAGAUGGCAGUAACUCCAGUGAAUAUAUGGUCCAACCAACCACAUACCUUCCUGAGAACUUCACAUACGCCCAGAACCUCCCCUGCCCAGAACGCUUACCUUCUAUGAAGGGUCCUAUAGAUGUGAAUAUGACUGAGAUUCCUAUGGAGGAGAUUGAUCUGAAGUUCUCUAAGUAUCUGGAUGUUCAGUUUGGUGGCCACUGGAAACCCAAGGACUGCAAACCACGCUGGAAGGUAGCCAUCCUGAUCCCGUUCCGUAACCGCCACGAGCACCUUCCCAUCCUUUUCCAGCACCUCACCCCCAUACUGCAGAGACAGAGACUGCAGUUCGCAUACUACGUCAUCGAGCAGUCUGGGACGCAGCCCUUCAACAGAGCCAUGUUGUUUAAUGUGGGUUUCCUGGAGGCCAUGAAGGAUCUGGACUGGGACUGUCUGGUGUUCCACGAUGUUGACCACAUCCCAGAGAAUGACCGUAACUACUACGGCUGUGGUCAGAUGCCUCGCCACUUCGCAGCCAAACUGGACAAGUACAUGUACCUACUACCGUACAGUGAGUUCUUCGGGGGCGUGAGUGGACUUACAGUGGAGCAGUUCCGCAAGAUCAACGGCUUUCCCAAUGCUUUCUGGGGCUGGGGAGGAGAGGACGAUGACCUCUGGAACAGAGUGCGCUAUGCUGGUCUGAACGUCACGAGGCCGGAGGGAGAGAUGGGUAAAUACAAGUCCAUCCCACACCACCACCGAGGAGAAGUGCAGUUCCUCGGCAGGUACAAGUUACUGAGGUAUUCCAAAGAGAGGCAGCACCUGGAUGGACUGAACAACCUCAACUACACCCCUGAGAUCUCCUUGAGCUCCCUGUACAAGAACAUCACCGUGGACCUCCACCCUGACCUGGCCCCCAUUACAGACUACUGAACUCUGACCAACUGUCCCUGACCUCGUCACACCCCCUCACACUCCAACUGGGACCCCAAAGCAGGGCAGAGGGGGGCUGGGGGUGUGGUGGGAGGCACACCGUGUAAUGCUGCCAAGAAACCUUACUCUGAAGAAAAUGUCCAACUAAAAUAUGAAAGCGGAAGGGGCAUAUAGGGUCUGUUUAAUCAAACAAUUGUGUGUUUUGUGAGGAUUGUGGAUGUUGAGAUGGGGGGGUGUGUGUGUGUGUGUGUGUGUGUGUGUGUGUGUGUCUCUGCAUGUCAAUGUGUCCAUGCUGGCUUUAGCUAUUAAGCUACUUAACAUCAACAUGUCAUAAUUCAGUAUGAGGAGGGAGAGGCAGUGUUGUUUUCACAUCAGAUGUUUACUGCAAAGCCUUAAAGUGUCAGGCUCAGCCUCAGAACCAUGGCUCUCUGGUUGCCUCCCAAACCACACCCUAUUUCCUAUAUAGUGCCCAGGGUCCUUAGUGCUCUGGUCAAAAGUAGUGCACUUUAUAGGGAAAAAGGUGCCAUUUGGGACUUUGCCUUUAUCUCACAGCUCAGCACAGUUUUCACUUUUAACGUCUCAGUACCAUCACCUUGCAAGCCAACAGACAUUUUGUGUCUUCACUUUAUAUCAUUUUUACACUGUUCGUUUAAAAAAAAAAUGAAACAUAUUUCUUAGAGGACAGGCGCUAAGUGAAGGUGACUUACUUGUGUAUUUGUGAUGUACAUUUUCUGAUAUGGUCAAAUGUUUUUUUCCUUUUUUAAAUCUUUUUUUCCUUUUUUUAACGGACGUUUUAAAGCACUAUCCUGUUUCUCUGUGUCACAUGAGUGUUUUGCUGUUCCUUUGCUGCACUGCUGACACGCAUGAUGCACAGAGCAUGUAUGUAAAUACUUGACUCUUAAAGCUCGAGCAUAGAACACGUAUGUAAAUAUUCAGCCUUUUAAAUGCUCAGAGCCUGUUAUUAUUCCAGUGGAUUUGAAUUUUGUUUUGGCAGCUACCUUCCUGAGGACUUACCUGGUUCUUCCAUUUAAAUGGGAAGAUGUUCUAACAAUAGAUGGCUUAAAAAAGAAAAAAUAUAUCAAUCUCUUAGGCUGACAUUCUUUUGCAUGCCUUAAUUUAUUUUAUUACAAGAUGUUUUUUUCUUUUAAUUGUAAUUUAUAUCAUUUUGAGAUGUCUAUAUUUUGUUCCAGUUUAGCCUUUUGUGUCUUUUUAUCCCUCGAGGUGCACUGUGUGGAAAGACUAACUGACGUUAUGAAGUGUGCUCCUGUACAGAAAGACGGGUCAGAGGACUACAGUAGCUCUGGUUCAGGGUGUUAUGUCAGGCUUGCUGAGCCUUCAACAGCAAGCCACCCGCAACAACCUGGAGCAGAGCUUAAGACUGCAGAUUCUAAAGCUGGAUGUCAUUUUUCCUCUGGUAUUUGUAGUCUGUUAUUAUGGAGGAGUUUAUACAGUGCGGACAGUGUUUGGUACAGGAUUAUGUUUCAGACGUGUGUGUGUGUGUGUGGCUCAUGUAUUAGGUAACUGGACCAUGUGUUUGAGCAUAUGUUAGGUGUCUUUAAUGAGUGUGAGCUUGCAGAUUGGGCAGCGUGUGUGUUUGUGUGUCUGAACCAAUUAUUUAUAUAUAUACUAGAUGACUGACGACAGGCGCUGUUUUGAAGCCACCGCCCCUCCAUCUUGGCACUCCCCCUACAUCGCAAAAAUGUAUUUUUGAAGCUGUAGAAAGGCAUUAAUGUUUAGCUCACAAUUUAAAAGUAUACAUUAAGUGUGUAAUAGAAUAAACAUAGAAAUAAUUUGUUUUCCUUAAAGUAUACUUUAUUGAAGUUGUAAUGCUACUGUCCCCAUUACAACAACAAAAAUACUUGUCAUUUUGUCCUUGAACCAUUUAAUUGAAAUGUUGUAGAAUUUCAUUCGUUCCUAUGGAGGACUGCUUCUUCUGUGGAGUGCCAAUAUUGCUGACCGGUGUCUUCAAAGCCUCUUACUAGCCAAUAGCAUUCGCAAUCCAGGGUUUGUAUACAGUAUUGGUCUGAACUGUGGUGUGUUCCUAAUAAGCUUGCAAGGUAUUGAGAGGGGCCAGAAUGAGAGAACAGCAGCUAAUGCAAACAGCUAACCCUGUUCUUGAAUGGCACAGACUGCAACUUGGGCCAUAAAGACUUGAAAUUCUUACAAUUUUUAGCACUACUAAGAUUAGCAAGGACAAAUGUAGGAGGUAUUUAAUUUUUUACCUGUUAGUGUUUUUUUCUUGUACAUAGUUUUCUCAUACACUUCAUAUUUAUGCGUAGAUUUACUUUUAUCUGUGUUUUUCUAGUGAUUUGUUCAUUUGUCAAAUGUACUUCUCAAGUAGAACUGCUCUAUCUAAACAGCCCAGGUUUUCUCCAUCACAGUACUGCAAGAAUGCAGGAGAAUGAGUGUGUGUGAAUCAAACUGUGAUAUUCCUGUCCUGUUCCAACCAUGGGGUUUGUUGGAAAUGGCACCCUGUGUCCUAUAGUGCACUACUUUUGACUGGACUCCUAUGCGUCCUGGUAAAAAGAAGUAAACUAUACGGGGAGUAGGGUGUCAUUUGGGAUGCAGCCUUGCUCUCUCCGUCCUGUCACUCUUGUAGUGCUGGGGAGGAACAGUCAUUUUUGCUCAUAAGCUAAAGUGGCUAACAAAGCACCAGGCUAAAGUCUGUGUUUGGUUUGGCUCAGAUGUGGCUACAACGGUCACAUAAGACCUCAAUGGUGUAUUUCUGACCAAUCAGAUGAGGUGAGACAGAAUAUAAAAAGACAUGGUAGUAAUGACAUUCUUUUGGAGGUGGUCAACUGUGCCAAAGUUCCACUUCUGAUACCCAUCAUCAUUCUACCUACCUCUCUUCUGCACUUAUCUCUACUCGUCUUUCCUUCCUUCCCCUUUUCAUUCUCCUCCCAUGAGAUCCUCUAUGGUGUCUCAGUAACUCGUCAGUGUUGAGAGAAACCUGACAGACUUAGUGUUGAUCAUAGGGAUCAGGGUUGAGGUAUUACGGGCCAUAUAUCUAUGACAUACUGUAUACAACGUAUAGCUCUGGGUAUUCGGGGUAUAGGUCAGUGUUGGGGGCUUCUCUUGUGCUAUGCCUUAUGCUCCGUAACAGAUUUUUGCAUAGGUGGAUAAAUGCUCUUGUUGUUUUUAUACGUUGCGGAAGAUGUGAGCAGUCUAGUUGUCGUCCCUCUUGAGGGCAUUAUGAGUUACUGUAGCAGAGACACUGAGUCGGUGGCUUCUUUCUCUGGAUCCCGUCAUCUUACUUGCUACAAAGGAUCUGCUUCUUUUUAUCUAAUCCUGUUUAUAUUGUCUCUUUCACUCUGUUCAGGGAACAGUUUGAAGAGAUUAAUUAUGGAAAGCAUCCAUCACUGGAGCUGGUCUAGGAUCAGUAUUCUGGCUGUGUCCCAAAUGGCCACACCCUCUGUUGUACAUAUUUAUUGUUAUUGCCUCUGAGGGGAGUGGGGGGAGGGAAGGGUAUGUUAGGGGGCUGCCGGGCAGUGUGCUGGCUACACCUGGUCACAAGUGGUUUGGUUUACACCCCCAGCCUACCUGUGAGGAGGGCAAUGACUCCCCUCACCCUUCCUACUGCCUCUCUAUUGUUUUUGUUUUUUUCAAAUGACUAUAUUCACCACUACACAAUUAGUAAUGUGGACUAUUACAUUUUUGCAGUAUUCAUAUUUGUGCCUUUUUUUAUUUUUCUCUCGGUUUUCACUUUGCAUUCUUGGUUGAAAGAUACAGUAAAGGUUUGGAUUGUUUUUGAACUGAAGUUAGAGUGCACUUUUUCUUUUUUCUAAAUCAAUUUUUUUUUAAAUUCAGAUUAAGACGCACGAUACAUUUCCAUGACAAUGGGCUGAGUAGGUGUGUAUCAAUGUUUGUCCGUAAUCAAUUUUUCUGCUGUUCAAUCAGAGGUCUGGCUGCUUGGACCAUGUACAAUCCUCUUGAAUCCUCAGCUCUCCGGUCUCCUCAAUAUGCUCUGCUCUGUUUGAACAAAGAGUCAUAACUGGAGCCAGAGGGCAGACUCUCGCGUUACUACCGUCUGCCAGGAAGUGCAGGAUGACGCAGAGGAAGUAGUGACUUUUUUUAAUUGCAGUCUGUCGGAUUAGUGUCAUCUGGUCUACAAAUCAUAAAUUCUCAUUUGAGGUCAGGCAUAUUCAUUUCGACUUUGUGGGUUUGUAAUAUUUAGAUUGUUCGGAGAAUAAAUUUGUGAAAAUAUAAAGACCUUAAUUCGUUGUAGCGCCUACUCAUGCGCCACACACCUUCUCGCAGUUCUGUCUUGUUCUGAAAUUUCGUUGCCUAUAAUCAUGUGCUAUAAUUCCCCCCCCCCCAGACAUCAGACAACUUUUUACAUGGUGAAGCUGACCGGUUAGCCAUCUUGUCAAUCUUCCACAAUCUUUGGUAUAACAGCCAGUAAAAGAGUACUAGAGUUGAACUGUUAGACUUUGUAAAGUUUUUCUUUUUGUCAACAAAAGAUGAAUAAACAACUUCAUUGCCAGGUUCUGGGAAA
Messenger RNA from Salmo salar (Atlantic salmon), 6240 nucleotides. The record is from RefSeq and is a predicted model, not a curated record. Lineage: Eukaryota; Metazoa; Chordata; Actinopteri; Salmoniformes; Salmonidae.